AUGCCAAGUAAUACAAAUAUUCAUCGAUCGUCGGGAACAAGCAGUAUAGAAAGUGCUCCUCCACCGACACCAACAGUUGCAGUACCAGCUCCUCCAGUACCACCCAAACGUCGACAAAUUUAUCGUUUCACCUCAAAUCGACCACUUUUUGCAGCUGGUUGGUCGAAUAAGCUUGAUCCAGAAAGACGAUGGCGCAUUGCUGUUGGUAGUGUUGUCGAAGAUAAACCUCAUAAUAAUCGAGUCUCAGUGAUACAGCUGGAUGAACAGCAAGGAGAACUUGUAGAAAGGUUUUCAUUCGAGCAUACUUUUCCUCCAAAUUGUAUUCAAUGGAUUCCAGACACAACAGAUUCUUACCCAGACCUUUUGGCAACCAGUGGGGAAUGUUUGAAAAUUUAUAGAGUCGAGCCAAAUUCAAUAAUGAUGGAAUGUAUUUUAAAUAACCAGUUUAAUUUCAUAGCAAGUCCUAUAAGAGCUUCAAACAAUUAUAAAUUACAGAAGCAAGCAUCUAAUUAUUCUGGUCCAUUGACUAACUUUGAUUGGAAUGAUAUUGAACCAACUCUCAUUGGUACAUCUUCAAUCGACAUGAGUUGCACUAUAUGGCAGCUUGAGACUGGACAAGCGAUUGCUCAAACCAAAAAAACUAGUGGAAGUGUUAAAACACAGUUGAUAGCUCAUGAUAAGCCGGUGCAUGAUAUAAAGUUUUCUCGUAUAAAUCGUGGACGGGAUAAUUUUGCUACUGUUGGUGCGGACGGGAGUGCACGUUUAUUCGAUUUACGAAAUUUGCAACAUUCUACAAUUGUAUACGAGGAUCCUUUAAGAUCUCCGCUAAUGAGACUUGCUUGGAACAAAGAAGAAAGUCAUUAUUUAGCUACUUUUGCACAAGAUUCUGCUGAGGUUGUGAUAGUGGAUAUUCGAGUGCCUUGUAAUCCUUUAGCUCGUCUUCAUAAUCAUCGAGCAUGUGUCAAUGGUAUAGCUUGGGCUCCACAUUCUUCAUGUCAUAUAUGUACAGCAGGAGAUGAUCGUCAGGCGUUAAUUUGGGAUAUUUCGCCUAUGCCAAGACCAGUAGAAGACCCAAUAUUAGCUUACCAAGCAGAAGGAGAGGUAGUUAAUUUUGUACACAGUAAAUCAGGUGCAUUGGUCAGCAUCUCAAAGAGAUUGGAUUUGUAUUUGUUUUGGAAAAUGUUUGGAAAUUCUACGAGUUUAAUCGGUGGCUCGCUAAGUUCAAGCUCCAAGCAGAAAGAGGUUUACAGAUAUGAAGCACCGCACACAUUGUAUUCUACUGCUUGGUCACAGCAUCCAGAUCCAGCAAAAAGAUUCCGUUUGGCGGUGGGGAGUUUUAUCGAGGAAUACAGUAAUAAGGUUUCAAUCGUAAAACUUGAUGAAGAUCUCGGUGAUUUCGUUGAUUAUGGCAGUUUUGACCAUCCAUAUCCUACGACAAAAGUGGUAUGGAUUCCAGAUAUAAGAGGUGUCUAUCCAGAUUUAAUUGCUACAACGGGCGAUUACUUACGAUUAUGGCGUGUUGGUCACACUUACGGUGCUCAAAUUGAGGUCUUUCUAAAUAACGUGCGUUUAUUUGUCUAUGCACGAUCAGCUCUCUAUAAUAGGAGCAGUGAAUAUUGCGCUCCAUUGACGUCAUGCGAUUGGAAUGAUGUGGAUAUUAGCUUGAUUGGCACAUCAAGCAUUGACACUACAUGUACCAUUUGGCAAAUUGAGACUGGUCAGUCAGUAGGUAUUGUACGAACAACAGAGGGGACUGUGAAGACACAGUUGAUAGCUCAUGAUAAAGAAGUUUUUGAUAUUGCUUUCACGAGAAUGGCAAGUGGUCGAGAAGUGUUUGCUAGUGUUGGAGCUGAUGGAAGUUUACGAAUGUUUGAUCUACGUCAUCUCGAGCAUUCAUCAGUAAUGUUCGAGGAAUCAUCCCAUACUCCUUUACUGCGUGUGGCAUGUAAUAAACAAGAUUAUAAUUAUGUUGCUGUAUUUGUUCAAGGUUCUACAGAAGUAUUAAUAAUCGACGUGCGUUUACCUUGCAUACCUGUUGCUAGACUGAAUAAUCAUCGUGGACGUGUAAAUGGUUUUGCCUGGGCUCCACAUUCUUCAUGUCAUAUAUGUACUGCAGGCGGCGAUAAUCAAGCCUUAAUUUGGGAUAUUCAUACAAUGCCUCGAUCUAUUGAUGAUCCUAUUUUGGCAUAUCAGGCAGCAGGCGAAAUCAAUCAAGUUCAUUGGUCGACAACUUUCCCAGACUGGAUAUCAAUAUGUUAUAAAAACUGUCUCGAAAUUUUACGAGUUUAA
This is a messenger RNA of Thelazia callipaeda (thelaziosis nematode), 2289 nucleotides long. Lineage: Eukaryota; Metazoa; Nematoda; Chromadorea; Rhabditida; Thelaziidae. The record is from the annotation of a GenBank genome assembly.